UUUAACUGAAAAAAAAUGUUACAAUUUGCAAUGUAAUUAAAUGUAAUUUGUUAUCAAUAUUGAUAUAUAUGAUGAUUUUAAAAUUAUAUGUAUUUAAUGUUUUUUACUUUAUAAAUCGAUACCUGUUCCUUCAUUAUUUCUUCAUUUAUUAAAAUGAAUGAGAAUCACUGAAUAUACAUAUAUAAUAAACACAAUAUUGGCGCUAUAAGAUUUAAAAAGAAAUAAUCAAUUUGAAAAGAAAUUUUUAAAAAAUAUGGAGGUGUGUGAUGUUUUACAUAAUGUUAUUAAUAAUGAAAAAGAUUUAGAAGAAAAUCAAGAAUCCGUAAAUGAAGUGAAAAACAGAUUAAAAAAACAAAUAGAACAAUUGAAAUCUCUAAUUUUGCAAAUUGAAUGCAGUUUGGAUAUAUUAAAAUUUAAAAAUAUUAAAUGUGUUUUUCAUUCAAAUCUUGUUAAUAACUUAAGUACUGAUGAAGUUCCAAAUGUUAAUUUACAAUUGAAAUCCGAAUUAUAUAGAUAUUCUGGUUUUUAUUGUGUCAAGUUUUCAGAAGAAGAAUAUAUAUUUAAUUUUUCACCUUUAAGUAAAUAUGAUAAAAAAAAUAUUUUUGCUGUACAAAUAUUAAAUAAUCAAAAAAACGGAACUUUAGGAAAAUGGGUAAUGCCAAUGGGUAUUGAUUUAAAUGACUUAACAUCUGACUUUCCUAUUACUGAGUUAAGAAAAAUACCACAUUUCUUAAAAAUUUGUAAACAACAUAUAGAUUCUUAUUUUAUACGACAAACACAAUAUAUUACAUUGAUGGAUAUUAUUUCUCAUACGAAAAAUAGUACUUUACAGUCUAAUUUAGGAUAUACGCAAAUUAGUUUAGAAUUGAUGGGCUUAUAUUAUAAAAAUACAGAUUCAUACAUAAGUAUAAUUAUAUAUCUUUUAUAUAAUAUCAAUGAAGCUAGACCACACAAAAUUGAAGUAAAUUCAACAACACAAGAUGAAUUAGAUCAAAAUAUAAAAAAACAUCUACAAAAAUCUUUGGUAUGUUUUAAACAAUUUGAUUUGCAUAAAGCAUUUGAGAAUAUGUUGAAUUUGGAAGCAUUUAAAUGGACAAAAGAAAAUGCUGAGGAUAGUCCAUUGGAAAUUAAUAAUUUAAGUAAUUCAGAUGAAGAAGGAUUUUUAAGCACAUAUUCAAUUACACAAAAAAAAUCUUUGACACAUAAUAAAAAAAGAAGAAAAAAGAGAAAAAUAAAGGAAGAAAAUUUCAAUAACAUUUUAAAUUUACAUGAAUGUAAAGAAAAUUCUAUUCAAAAUAAAGAGCAAGUAUCACAAAAUAUUAAACAAAAUACAAAUAUCAUAAAAUUGACACCAAAAUUAACUCAUUUAAAAAAAAAAAGAUUAAAACAGACAAAAUUGAAAUUUCAUUUGAAUAAUUCAGAGAAUGAAUCUUCUGAUACAAUUGCACUUAAACAUAUAGAAAUAAAUAAAAAACUAAUUAAACCAUUAACUAGUACUCCAAUACAUCAAAAUAAACAUUCUUCUGAUUCCAUCACAUCAACUAGUAUUAGUGAUAUUACAAUAACUAAAAAUAAUUCAGAUAUUGAUAGAAAAUAAAAAAAAUCAAUUUUAGAAUAUACUUAGAAAAAUUAUUGCAAAACAAAAUAAAAGAAAAAACGAAUCAUUUGUUUAAUUAAACUUGAAUUUAAAAAAGUAAUCUAUAAUUAAUAAAAAAUUAAAAAAGAAAAAGAUAAAAAAAAACUGAAAUAUAUAAUAUAAAUAUUCAAUAAUUUUUUAAUUAAUUGUAAUGUAUUGUAUCCUUCACAUAACAUUUAUACAUAUAUAUAUAUAUAUUGUUUCAAAAUAAAUCUUGUCUUUAAUUUAAUUUGUUUUAUUAUAUUAAAUAACAAUUGGUGCUUGAACAGAUCAGCAAGUGCAAAUAAUAAAGUAGAAAUACUGUCUUAAGCACGUCAAUUCAACAUCGAAUGUCGUUCACUUGUCAUUAUUUAACUUACAUGAAAAUUUUUCAACAUUAUACCCAACAGUAGGUACUAUGUCUAUGCAACGGUCAUCCUCGCGUUUGAAAUUAUUUAUGACCGUUGACUUACCACUAUUGUUAAGGCCCACUACUAAAACGUUUACUUCUUUUUUCUUAAGACCUAAAAGAUUUGCUAAACGAUCAAAUAGUCCCAUUUUCUGUACUCUCUUCGAAGUUACGUGUUUAUCGAAUAUCAAUAGUCUACGCUAUAAUACUGACUACUAUGAAGAUAAUAUAUUUAAAAAUACAAAAUAUAAUUAUUCUUCUCCUAUUACUUAUAUUUAAUUUACUAAUAUAUACAAUGUAUUCUUUAACAUCUUAAUAUCUUAAAUAAAAUUGAUGAAAAUAUUGUAA
Molecule: messenger RNA, 2372 nt
Organism: Apis cerana (Asiatic honeybee)
Lineage: Eukaryota; Metazoa; Arthropoda; Insecta; Hymenoptera; Apidae
Source: RefSeq, a predicted model, not a curated record